UAUUGAUACCUACCUGUAGCGCUUGGGUGGGCAAGGCUCCUCACUCUCUACAUACGUAAAGGAGCCUUAUCUGCCGGAAUCACCCAAUUUCCAAACAACGUGCUACAACAGAUACUGCCGAUAGUAAACACAGUGCCUAGUUCUUGUGAUGGAAACACAGCUAGUCCUUCAAUUAAGAAGCUCUGUCUUGAAUUUGAUAAAGCUUGUGUAAUAUCCGGUGUCUCCCUCUGUUGCAGCUUUGAAAAAACUGCCUUGUCAACAGGAUCCCUUAGCUGCUACUGUGAGAUUAAAGCUUUCUCCUGCUGCAGCUGCUUUUUUUCCGCAAACGAAGAGAAUUAAUUGUUGAACAUCUGCAGCCCACCAAAAAUCCGAACGCAUACCAACACCUUCGGGGGGGGGGGAGCGAAGGGGGAGUACGUGUCUGUCUGUGUCGGGUUAGUGCAUGUGUGUGUAUUGUGUGUGCGUACACACUAUGAGAAGGCAGGAAGAGCAAGAACAGCACGCACAUACAAACAAUCCAUUUUCGGUCCGUGCCAGGAACUACCUGCAUCAUCCUCGAGCAAUACAGCCCUGAUAUUUCAUCUCAUGGCAAAGUUUCCUGUGCGUGCUUGGGCUCGUAGAGCAGCCAGGUGUUGCCCGGGUGCGUUAAGCUAGAUCAGAAACCGUUUUCCUGCUGGGAUCGCGCUGCCUUCUCGCCGAUGUGCAGGAAAGGACAGUGUGUUGGUGACAGUGCUGUGGCACCCCGUGCAGCCAAUAGCCUACCCAAGACUUAGUAUGUGCUGAGCCUGUAUUCUCGGCUAGCCUGGGAGCGGAGCAGGGCUUGCCUGCCUUUCCCCAUCGGUCGUCAUCUCGACCGCUUAAGCCGAGCUCUCCAAGGGUCGGGGCAUCCUGCAUCACUCCCAAAGUUUUCGGACGGCUCCAGCCUGAUUGGGCAGGCGCAGGCCAGUGGCUGCAGGCAUGACACAGACAUCUGAAUGGACUCGUCCCUGAGCUUCUGGCUGGGAAUUGCUAAAAUGCUGAAUAAUGGAAAUGGUAAAUUGCCUGUUUGCUUCUGGAGGGAUUACAGAGCUCCCGGGCAAGCUGGGCUGAUGUUGUUAGCCCGAGCAGUCCCUCUUCCUCAUCAGAAAUGCUACAUCUGAAAUUUUUUUGCUGCUCCGACCAAGUCAGCCCAGCGUUGUCUUUGGUCCUGGACGCAGAUCUAACUCCAGAUGAUGCUUACCUCGUUUUCCACCUCGCUUUAAUGAAGUGAACUGUGUGCUGUGCCUAGCACAGAGGGGCAGUGGCUUCUGGAGGAGGUUAGGACCGUGCUUAAACUAGGGUUCAAAACCCUCUGAACUGCCCCUUCGGCAUGCCAUUUCAGGCAGCUAAUUUAACUUUCGUACAUCUGAAAACUCAAUUGUACAAGUGAGGAGAGUAAAAAAUUGGAUGGUUCUGUGAGGCACCAUUUGCAUGGCGAUAUUUUACCACUGCACUGGUCUCCCUAUGGAAGCAGCUGUUUAUAUGUGGCAUUGAGACCCCAUGGAGAAGUUGAGGAGGGGGAUGGCUCUUCAUAUUCAUGAAGCCUGGAUACUUUUGUUUCUCAUCCCUGGUUUGGUCACUCCAGCUGCCAUCAACCAUGAAGACUACCCUGCCGAUGAAGGGGACCAGACCUCAAGUAAUGACAAUCUGAUCUUUGAUGACUACCGAGGGAAGGGCUGUGUGGAUGACAGUGGCUUUGUGUACAAACUGGGAGAACGGUUUUUCCCGGGACAUUCCAACUGUCCCUGUGUCUGUACUGAGGACGGACCUGUUUGUGAUCAACCGGAAUGCCCCAAAAUCCACCCAAAGUGUACAAAAGUGGAACACAACGGAUGCUGUCCGGAAUGCAAAGAAGUGAAAAACUUUUGUGAAUAUCAUGGGAAAAAUUACAAAAUCUUGGAGGAAUUUAAGCCCUCGCCAUGCGAAUGGUGUCGCUGUGAGCCCAGCAAUGAAGUUCACUGUGUUGUAGCAGACUGCGCAGUUCCUGAAUGUGUCAACCCAGUCUAUGAACCAGAACAGUGUUGUCCUGUCUGCAAAAAUGGUCCCAACUGCUUCGCUGGCACCACCAUCAUCCCGGCCGGCAUCGAAGUGAAGGUGGACGACUGCAACAUCUGCCCCUGUGCCGGCGGCGACGGGGGUCACCAGCAAAACCUUCGAGGGGGCCACGCAAGCAGAGAUGACAGCGCGGUCUGCGUCUGCUUUGAUAUCAAAGAGGAAGAUUCAAAUCUUUGCAAGAAAAAGCAGCCUGGUGGAAAGUACGGAAGAAAGUCGGAAAAAUGA
Messenger RNA from Struthio camelus australis, 2298 nucleotides. It is a transcript of the gene VWC2L, whose product is annotated as von Willebrand factor C domain containing 2 like. Gene Ontology annotation, cellular component: AMPA glutamate receptor complex. Gene Ontology annotation, molecular function: protein binding. NCBI's taxonomy places the organism in Eukaryota, Metazoa, Chordata, Aves, Struthioniformes, Struthionidae. Gene Ontology annotation, biological process: negative regulation of BMP signaling pathway. The record is from RefSeq and is a predicted model, not a curated record.